AAGCUGCGGACAUAGGGGCACACACCGUCUGACCGUCCCCCAACCAGUAGCAAAUUUAUACACCGAGACGCUGCAGUCAUGUCUCGCGUGGUCUGCAUUGAUGACCUUAAGCAGUCGGCCCUGGCCCGUCUGGACAAGAACGCCCUGGGCUACUACAACAGCGGGGCUGACGGAGAGCAGACGCUGAGGGAAAACAUCGCCGCGUUCCAACGGUACCGCCUGCGUCCACGCUGCAUGGUGGACAUCUCCACCAUUGACCUGACCCAGACGGUACUGGGUCACGAGGUCAGCAUGCCCAUCGGCGUGGCACCGACUGCCAUGCAGGCGAUGGCGCAUCCCGAGGGCGAGUGCGCGACCGCCAGAGCGGCGGAGGAGAUGGGGGCUGUGUUCGUCCUGAGCAGCGUGUCCAACAAGAGCAUAGAGGAGGUGGCGGACGCAGCGCCACGUGCGAUCAAGUGGUUCCAGCUGUACAUCCUCAAGGAUAGGUCGAUGACAGUGAGGAUGGUGCAGCGGGCGGAGCAGGCCGGCUUCUCGGCCAUCGUGCUCACCGUGGACGCUCAGCUCUUCGGCAGGAAGCUAGCCGACGCUAGGAACGGAUUUCAGAGGCCUUCCCACCUCAGAGUGGGCAACUUCACAUCGGACACCGACCAGGCGGCCCAUCGAGGAGACGACGACUACCUGCAGGCCUUGUUCGACCCGUCGCUAACGUGGGACGACCUCAGCUGGCUGUACAGCGUCACUCGGCUGCCGGUGCUUGUCAAGGGCGUGAUGACGCCAGAGGACGCCGUCGCCGCCGCCGACCGCGGCGCCAGCGGCGUCAUCGUCUCCAACCACGGCGGCCGCCAGCUGGACGGUUGUAUUGCGACGGUGGACGCGCUGGGCCCGGUGGUGGCCGCCGUCGGCCACCGCUGUCCCGUCUUCAUGGACGGCGGCGUGCGGCGCGGCACCGACGCACUCAAGGCGCUGGCACUGGGCGCGCGCAUGGUGUUCGUGGGUCGGCCGCUGCUCUGGGGCCUGGCGCACGACGGACAGCGCGGCGCCCGGCUGGUGCUGCAGCUGCUGCACAGCGAGCUCCGACUGGCCAUGGGACUCUGCGGUGUUACGAAGGUGGCUGAUGUAACCGAAGAAAUUUUCGAGAAAUCAGAACGCUCACAGCUUUAAUGCAAGAGACCCAAGAACCAUGACCAACUGAUGAUGCUUCUACAUCUGUAGCACGCAAACGUCUAUUUUAGGGAUUUGCACAUCCUUGCUGUUAAACAAAUUUAUGAGAGAACAAGGACUGUGACGCUGCGAUGAAGACCUAAAUCAUAUUUUACAGAACGAGUCACUGGGCACGAGGGUGGCUGGUAUGCAAAGGGAUAAUGGUAUGCUCUUUGUCAGCCCAGUUGUGGUAUGCCGUGGACUGGAGCUAUGAACUAGCAGGCAAUAGGAUGUGCCUGAUACGCAGUCCUCCGUGUUUAUCAACGCUGUGUUUUAGAGGUACCACGGAGGUGGCGAGUGGUAACUGGAAAAGUUCUAGGGAUAUCCGACCGAUCACAGGUGUACCACAAGGGGCUAAAAGAGCAUUGAAAAGGGCCGAACACCCUGCAGAUAAUUGCUUAAGAAUGUGUUGUGAGCAUGGACUGUAUGCCGUCACGUAGUUAAAAAACGCACUUUGACAGUGGUGCCGCGAGGAGGAACGAUGAUGGGUACUGUGGAAUGGGGAAAUGACAUUUCAUUCGUCAAUAAAUAGGGAGCAAUGUUCACAACACUGGAAAAGCACUUCCAUAAAGCCCCAAGCGCGGCCUCAGAUUUCACUUUUCACGCGAAAGCGUUU
This is a messenger RNA of Pollicipes pollicipes, 1816 nucleotides long. RefSeq names its product hydroxyacid oxidase 1. Gene Ontology annotation, biological process: fatty acid alpha-oxidation. The coding region runs from base 79 to 1161 and encodes 360 amino acids. NCBI's taxonomy places the organism in Eukaryota, Metazoa, Arthropoda, Thecostraca, Pollicipedomorpha, Pollicipedidae. The transcript is spliced from 7 exons. The record is from RefSeq and is a predicted model, not a curated record. Gene Ontology annotation, molecular function: FMN binding; (S)-2-hydroxy-acid oxidase activity. Gene Ontology annotation, cellular component: peroxisomal matrix.